AUGGCCCCUGCGGCCUUCACCGUGGUCCUCCUGGGGCUCUGGAUCACCAGCCGAGCCGUGCGGCCCUCCCGAGAAGAUUUUGCGCAACUCCAGGAGACAGAGGUGGCGCCUCCCGAUGACCGCCGGAUUCGCGAGGCAGGAGCUGCUUUUCUGCAAGGCGGAAGCGACCCGGCUGGCUACCCUCACUGCGAUGGACUUCCGGGCAAUGGCAGCCAUGUCAUUGACAGGCCGCUCGUCAUCAGAACUAGCUGCACGUGGCAUGGGCAUCCAGGGCUGCAGGUGGCCCUCAAGAAGCCAAUCUCUUUCCAAGGCAGCUUGGUCUUGAUGGGUGAGAUCCAGAUCACCGCCGUGCAGGAGUUGGAUGGGUUUCAUGGUCUUUGGGAGCAUGACGGUGAUGUCCGCGAACGCCAGCUUCGUGGGCUGCAGAAACACGUGGCAGGAGGCUGUCUGCGGGUUUUUGCCUACCAGCAGGACGUGGCAAGUUCGGCGGUCUUCGAGGACUGCGAUGUCAAGCAAUGGAACGUUUGGGGUGCUGCCGUGAGUAGCAGCAGCACAGGUGAUGGCGGCUGCGUGUAUGCGGGCACCAAGUAUGGGGGUUCAGCCUCUAUGGGGAGCUUCACACAGGGCCCCAACAGCUCUGUGCACUUCCGCCGCUGCAUGGCGGCGAAGCACGGAGGCUGUCUGCAGGCAUUGCGCUUCCAGCAAGACAUUGGCAGUGCGGCGGUCUUCGAGGACUGCUCCGCGAAUAACAUGGGUGGCGGCGCGCACGUGGUGGAAAAUUUCACACAGCGCCCCAGCAGCUUUGUGCACUUCCGCAGCUGCAGGGCGACGAGCCGCGGAGGUGGUCUCGUUGUUGAAAACUACGAGCAGGACGGAGGUUCGGCGGUCUUCGAGAACUGCUCGGCAAACGACACCAAAAGCGAGGGUGGUGCGGUCUUCGUGGGCAACAUGUAUGGAAACUUGGGAAGCUUCACACAGGGCUCCAACAGCUCCGUGCACUUCCGCAGCGGCAGGGCCACAGAGCGUGGAGGCUGUCUGCGGGCGCUCCGCUACCAGCAGGGCGUGGGAAGUUCGGCGGUCUUCGAGCACUGCAUCGUUGACGGCGGAGGCGAAAGCGAUAUCGGUGGCGGCGGCGCGUUCCUGUCGAACAAUUUCACGCAGGGCCCCAACAGCUCCGUGCACUUCCGCAGCUGCAGGUCGACGAAGCGUGGAGGUGGUCUGAUUGCGGCCAAUUACCAGCAGGACGUGAGCAGUUCGGCGGUCUUCGAGGACUGCUUGGCAGCCGAUGACGGCGGCGGCGCGCAUGUGUCCAGCAACUUCACGCAGGGCCCCAACAGCUCUGCGCACUUCCGCCGCUGCAGGGCGACGAAGCAUGGAGGGGGCCUCUCCGUUGCCGGCUACCAGCAAAACGCCGGCUCUAUGGCAUUCUUCGAGAACUGCUCGGCAGAUCGGGGCGAGGGAGGCGGUCUGCAGACCCGCGACCUCGACGCCAACGGCUCCAUGCACUUCAAGACAUGUCGGGCAGAGCUAGGUGGCGGCCUCAUGAUCGCCCAAUGCGGCGCGGUGCAUCACCGCGGUUCGCUCGUUUUCGAGGCCUGUAAUGCCAGAAACGGCGGUGGACUUUACUCCAAUGCAGGCCAAGGACACUUUGCAAAUCUCCGAUUUGAUGCCUGCGAUGCUGAAGUGGUUGGAGCUGCCUUCUCCGCGAUCGCUGACGAUGGUGCGGCAAUGGAGGUGCGCAUGGAGGAGCUCUGGCUGCUGAAUGCCGGCAGAAGCAAUUCCAAAGACUUCGAAGUCUCAGGCACGCUGAAGCUCGGCUCUACACACGUGGGCUCGGAGUCGAGCUUCGGUGUCUACAUCUCAGCACGUGAUCUUCUGCUUGAAGACGUGAUGAACUGCACGAAGACCCCCACGUGCACGUUCUUUGCGAACACCAGCCGAAGUGCUGGUUUCCUGUGCCCUCUGGGCACGGGUGUGGUGGACUUCGACGCCUCGGAGGAAUUUGGCUGCUUCGCAUGCAAGCCAGGGUCCACGCAAGUCCAGACGACGACGAACAGGUCGUGCAGUCCGUGCCCGGAUGGGGCUCUCCUGUGUCUGGCCGGGGAGCUGAGAAUGACGCGUGGGCUGAUGGUGGAGCUGGAGAACGUUAGCCGCAGCUUCCAUUGCCCCAACGAGGCUUCUUGCCCUGGGGGCCAUGUGGCCAAGGGAAGAGUACAAGUAGCGAUGUGCGAGGAAGGCUACCGAGGACAAGGCUGCACGAGCUGCAGUGAUGGGCACGCCAUGGCGGACAACAGUGUGUUCUCGUGCAGCGCCUGCAGCCAAGACCGCCGUAUGCAGGUGGUGCAGUGGAUCACGUUCCUGUCUCAGCGCAGCUUCCUCUUCGCGCUCGGGGCUUUCAGUGCGCUUGGAGCCAAGAAGGCCGGGGACCUGAAGCAAAGCAGCAUCUACCUGAACCAGCUGAUGGCCUUCGCUACCAUCUCCAACACGAUCUUGGCAGCCAUCCUGCAGACCAAGACGGCGAAGGACAUCAAAAGUGAAGCCGCGAACUUCUUUUUCAAUGCUGCUGCACACACGGCGGAGGCGGCCUCCGGACAAGGAUCCCUGCGCAGCGCCUCCUCACAGUGUCUGCUGUCGUACGUCGGCUACGAGAAGACGCUGUGGGGCGCGCACCUGCUGGAGGUCGUUGUGGCAGCCGGGCUCAUGUCAUCGCUUUCCUUCAUGAAGGAUUUUCGCGUUGCCCUCAUCGCAGGCAUAAACUGCUUUCUGCCCGCCAUCGCAGCCGACUUCGGGAAAUAUCUCGUGUGUUUCCGCCUGCAGCCGAGCGACGGCCUCCAUUGCCCCUUCAUCCCCGGAUUCCCCGGGCUCGCCGGUGCAACGCAGGUGGCUGUGGGCCUAACUGUGUUCAUGGUCGCCGCUCUUUGGACAUGGCUUAGCCUCUCCAGAUCCGAAGAGGAUCCGCCACCCAGCCACGUGGUCUUCCUAACCAGCAAGUACCAGCCGCGGUACGCGCUCUUCGAGACGGAGCGCCUGAUCAGGAAGACGCUCUUCACCUUCAUCGGUGCCUUGCUUCCCAUCUCCUCCUCACCGGCCUUGCAGAUGGGAUGCCUAGGCAUGGUGGUUUGGAUGUCGCUUUUUCUGUACUGCCUCUACCAGCCUUACCACACGCCGGAGUGGAACUGGAUCGAAAUCUGCCUGCUCUUCGUGGCGAUGCUCAUGAUCUUGAGCGUGUCAACUUUGCUUGCAAAUGAGUUCCACUGGGGGCAUUCAGUGCCCACUCAGCAGUCGAUCAUCUUCACAACCGCAGCUGUCGCGGCUGUGGCGAGUGCCAUCAUGACCUUUAGAGUGAUGCAAGAGCUGGUCCGAGAGCACAGGCAAGCAGCCAAGUGA
Messenger RNA from Symbiodinium sp. CCMP2592, 3387 nucleotides. The record is from the annotation of a GenBank genome assembly. NCBI's taxonomy places the organism in Eukaryota, Dinophyceae, Suessiales, Symbiodiniaceae.